Molecule: messenger RNA, 2204 nt
Organism: Mesocricetus auratus (golden hamster)
Lineage: Eukaryota; Metazoa; Chordata; Mammalia; Rodentia; Cricetidae
Gene: Pgs1
Product: phosphatidylglycerophosphate synthase 1
Exons: 10
Coding region: 24-1685 (553 amino acids)
Biological process (GO): cardiolipin biosynthetic process
Cellular component (GO): mitochondrion
Molecular function (GO): CDP-diacylglycerol-glycerol-3-phosphate 3-phosphatidyltransferase activity
Source: RefSeq, a predicted model, not a curated record
GGAAGCGGAAGCGGCGGGUCUCCAUGGCGGCGCCGGCAGCGGGCCCGGUGUUCUGGAGGCGGCUGCUGGGCCUGCUGCCUGGCCGGCCCGGGCUGGCCGCGCUCUUGGGCCGGCUGAGCGACCGCCUGGGCAGGAGCCGGGAGCGCCGGCGCCGGAGGUCACCAUGGCUGUUACUGGCUCCCUUGCUGUCCCCAACGGUUCCUCAGGUCACCUCUCCACCGUGCUGCCUAUGUCCCGAGAGUGUGCACAGGUUCCAGUGGAUCAGAAACCUGGUCCCAGAAUUCGGGGUCUCCAGUUCUCACGUCAGGGUGCUCUCCUCCCCUGCAGAGUUCUUCGAGCUCUUGAAGGGGCAGAUAAAAACAGCCAAGAGGCGAGUUGUGAUGGCAUCCCUCUACCUGGGGACAGGACCUUUGGAGCAGGAACUGGUGGAUUGUCUGGAAAGUUCUCUGGAGAAGUCACUACAGUCGAAGUUUCCUUCCGACCUCAAGGUCUCUAUCCUCCUGGACUUCACCCGGGGCUCAAGAGGUAGGAAGAACUCCCGCACCAUGCUGCUCCCACUCCUGCAGAGGUUCCCAGAGCAUGUGCGUGUUUCCCUCUUCCACACGCCAAACCUCCGAGGGCUCCUCAGACUCCUCAUCCCAGAGCGCUUCAACGAGACCAUCGGGCUCCAGCACAUCAAGGUGUACCUCUGUGACAACAACGUCAUCUUGAGUGGCGCAAACUUGAGUGACUCCUACUUCACCAACCGCCAGGACCGCUACGUGUUCUUACAAGACUGUGCUGAGGUCGCAGACUUCUUCACGGAGCUGGUGGACGCCGUGGGGGAUGUGUCUCUGCAGCUGCAGGGGGAUGACACGGUGGACGUUGUGGAUGGGAUGGUGCACCCCUACAAAGGUGACCGGGCUGCAUACUGCAGAGCAGCUAAUAAGCGGGUCAUGGACGUGAUCCACUCAGCCAGGACCCGACAACAGUUGCUGCACGCACAGACCUUCCACAGCGACUCUCUGCUGAGUCAGGAAGAGGCUGCAGCUGCUGGGGACCGGAGACCAGCGCCUGACACCUGGAUUUACCCCCUCAUCCAGAUGAAGCCCUUUGAGAUUCAGAUAGAUGAGAUAGUCACCGAGACCCUGCUGACGGAAGCUGAGCGAGGAGCUAAGGUCUUCCUCACCACUGGCUACUUCAACCUGACCCAGGCCUACAUGGACCUGGUGCUAGGCACUCGAGCCGAGUAUCAGAUCCUCCUGGCCUCCCCAGAGGUCAAUGGCUUCUUUGGAGCUAAGGGAGUGGCUGGCGCCAUCCCAGCUGCCUAUGUGCACAUUGAGCGGCAGUUCUACAGCGAAGUGUGUAGCCUGGGGCAGCAGGAUCGGGUCCAGCUUCAGGAAUACUGGCGCGCGGGAUGGACCUUUCAUGCCAAAGGCCUCUGGCUGUACCUGGCAGGGAGCAGCCUGCCCUGCCUCACGCUGAUUGGCUCUCCUAAUUUUGGGUACAGGUCAGUUCACCGGGACCUGGAAGCCCAGAUUGCCAUCGUGACGGAGAGCCGAGCCCUGCAGCAGCAGCUCCAUCAGGAGCAAGAGCAGCUCUACUUGCGAUCGGGCGUGGUGACCUCUGCGACCUUUGAGCAGCCAGGUCGGCAGGUGAAGCUGUGGGUGAAGAUGGUGACCCCGCUGAUCAAGAACUUCUUCUGAGGACAGGAAUGGCCUUGAUGAAGAUGACAGGCAUGACUGGUGUGAGAUCCUUCAGCCGUGCUUCAGCAAUGACUCCAGUCUGGGUGUCCCAGCGAGCUCCUGCGGGGACAGUGUAACUGAGGGGAGGCUGAGCCGCGGUUGCUGUCUGACCGUGAAUAAGGCGGCACCAGCAGAGAGAGGCCUGGCCUCCAACCCCCCAUCUUUGCAGAGACGGGCCAGUGAAGUGGGAGCCCUGAAGUGUUCAGGCCGGGUGCCAGGGGCUGAAAGUGCCAAACAUGGGGUAUGAACCGAAGACUUAGAGGUGACCGCAUGCCGUAAUGGCUCUGAGGCCGCGUCUCUUCAGAGGCUUGUCUCAGCCUUCUGAAUGUCAGCGGCAGAAAACUGACGGAGGCUGAAGAUUCCAGCAUUGUCCCUUCCUGUGUAUGAAUGUCUACCCUCUAUGUACAUAGGGAAUAAGUUAUAUAUAUAUAUGUAUGUAUAUGUAUAUGCCUAUAUAAACACUAUCUGCCCUUAACCUGA